Lingula anatina is the source of this 2468-nucleotide messenger RNA. RefSeq names its product glycoprotein-N-acetylgalactosamine 3-beta-galactosyltransferase 1. NCBI's taxonomy places the organism in Eukaryota, Metazoa, Brachiopoda, Lingulata, Lingulida, Lingulidae. Gene Ontology annotation, cellular component: membrane. The record is from RefSeq and is a predicted model, not a curated record. Gene Ontology annotation, molecular function: N-acetylgalactosaminide beta-1,3-galactosyltransferase activity.
UAGCAUCAGGAAACGACAGGCCUGAUAAAAGGAGAUACAGGUCAAUUUUGACUUAUUUUUGGGAAGUCCAAAAUUGUCAGAAUGGUCAGAUGAGAGUCAAUUAUAUCUUUCCAAACCCUGUAGAAUUAAUUAUUCAAGGUGUGACGGAGAACCCACGAGCUGGAGCACACUAUUGUCCUCCAUUGAUUGUUCUGUGCUCAAUAGAAAAAGUGUAGAAAUACCAAAACAAAGCUAUGGGGCGAUUCAGCAAAAUGGUGUGGAUUGGCUGUUUUUCCAUAUUAUGUGCUUUACUACUGGUACAUUGUUUUGUGAACAUGAGUAUCUAUGCUGAAAUACACGGUGACACCGAUACUGGUAGAUUGCCGAAAGAUCCACGAACUGAAGAGAAAUCGCACAAUAUGAGUUUUGCUGCCAAAGGAGACGAAGCAAAAUAUAGGAUCCUUUGUUGGAUAUUGACAGACCCAGAUGAUUUGGACAAUAGAACGAUUCAUGUCAAAAAUACAUGGACACAAAAGUGUGAUAUUCGCUUAUUCAUGAGCUCCAAAGAGAACAAAAGCUUUCCUACGAUUGGACUAAAUGUUAGCAGCGGCAGAGAGCAUAUUUCAGCUAAGUCAAAAGCGGCUUGGACGUACGUCCACAACAAUUUUGCCGAGCAAGCAGAAUAUUUCAUUAAAGCUGAUCCAGAUACUUAUGUAAUCGUAGAAAACUUACGAAAGUACCUUUCUCAUCGCGAUCCAACAGUAGCGGAAUAUAUCGGCCAUACUUUGAAAUUAAAACGGCACAACUUCACGUACAUGAGCGGAGGAUCGGGAAUUGUACUUUCCAGAGAAGCUCUUCGACUUCUAGUCACAAAAGCUUUCCCACUACGACCCACCUGUAUUCCUGACGGUGAAGGCGAGGACUGGAAGACUGCUCAGUGCCUUUCCAUGGUUGGAGCUAAAGCUGUCAAUACCAGUGAUGAAUUUGGUAGAGAGAGGUUUUUACUCUAUAGACCGGAAAUACACAUCCUGGGCCUCUACCCGCCGUGGUUUUAUGAGAAAGAUCAGAACAACGCUAGACGGGGAAUAAACUGCUGUAGUGACUUUCCUAUAGCAUUCCACUACAUAAACCCCUUGGAGAUGUAUGUGUUCGACUAUCUUUUGAACCGUGUACAAGUCAUGAGGACGAACUAGGAUAGGUGACGAUUAUUACAAACUGAAAAGUGCAUGCCGUCGGUAAUUUUGAUGAUUUCUUCGUUUGAUUUUUCUUUUUUUAUUCGGAUCAGUUUCUGAUAGUUUUUCUGUGGCCGUUUUAAAUGUUUGGUUUCUUGCAAACUUGGAGCAGCUUUUAUGGAAAUCACUUUUUCCGUGUCUCUGUCGUGGUAAUUCAGACAAGAUUUCUUUUGUAUCUAGAAAGGCAGUCAGAGAGCGCGGACCGACGCAAAAGCCAAUGAUGAAGAAUGCUUUAAAAUUCUUGUAACCAGUGGGUGAUGUGGAUCACUUCUCACCACCAUAUUCUAAUCACUUAGAAGCCCAUUCGUGACAUAUCCAGUAAAUUCCAUCAAAAUCCAUGUAAAAUUUAUCGAGUUAUCCUGGUGACAAACAAACACAAACGCCGCCAAAGGCAUUUGUCAAUUAUCCCAGUUUUGGCUCAGUAAAUCCCCGAGACGACCCCACCCAAAGUCAUUAUUUGCAAAAUAUUGUCAAAAUGAAUACAACAGAAAAGCAACCGCCAGACGGCGGCAACAGGCGACGGCUGCGACUUCAACGCACCCAAAGUUUUUAUUUUCACCUAAUUGGAAAGAGGGUCGGGUUUACAGGUGCUUACUAGAUGCAGAAGUAUCUUAGUUCCGCGUCGAAUGGUAAUUCCAAUACGAAUGAUCCUUUGAACGUUCCAGGAGGCUUUAUGGCAUCAGGAUCAUCUCACUGAUUAUUUACAAAUUAUGCAUAAAGGUUUUGAUUGCAUUUAAUUUUGGGGUACAUAAACGAAAGCUUGGUGAUGCUGGAAUAUACAUGUAGGGAAUAUCGUUUACUGGAUAAUACGCCGCAAAAUCUUACAUGAAUGUAAAAAAAGCAAACAACUCAAAUGUUUCUGUAAGUUUCAAGUAUAUGCUUUUUGCCAUUUGAAUACUUUUAGCGGAAACUUUGAAAUUCUCUGCAUUGCCAAGAUCAUGAUUUCUUCAAAGAAAUAGUUUUAAUGUUAUAACUGUUGCAACAUAAUACAAGCAUGAGACCGGGGAGGCCCCCCUCUCUCUCAGCGGAUUCCGAAAGUUAACAUAAAAACUGAUAAUUUUCAAUUCUUGCUUUUGAUAAAAAGUGAAUACUACAAGCUCAUUUUUUGCCACAAAUAGCUCAUUUUCUUAAAUGAUUCCAUUAGAACCAUCUGAGAUAGCUGAAUUUGGAGUAGUGAUGUCAGAAAUGAUCGAGUACGGUGCAGCAAACGACUAAAACUUUCUUUGCGGUUAUUUCCCCAUUUAUAUUCUCUUUAAU